AUGGCCAGCAUCAUUGCACGUGUGGGUAACAACUGGCAGCAGAAUACAGCCCUGCCACCCUGGGCCCAUUCCAUGUUGAGGUCCCUGAGGGGGAAGGGGAGUCUUGGUCCUUCAAGGGUCAACAUGGCAGAAGGAAAGACGAAAUUGUUCUCUGGGAGGGUGGUGCCAGCCCAGGAGGAAGAAACCUUUGAAAACUGGCUGAUACAAGUCAACGGGGCCCUGCCAGAUUGGAAUAUGUCUGAAUAGGAAAAGCUCAAGUGCUUGAUGAAAACCCUGAGGGGCCCUGCACAGGAGCUGAUGCGUUUACUGCAGACAGCCAACCCCAACCUCAGUGUGGCAAAUUUCUUGCAUGCCAUGAAGUUGGUUGGGGAUUCUGAAAGCAGUGUCACUGCCCAUGGCAAAUUUUUUAACACCUUGCAGGCACAAGGGGAGAAAGUCUCCCUUUAUGUGAUCCGUUUAGAAGUGCAGCUCCAGAAUGCUAUUCAGGCGGGGAUCAUAGCUGAGAAAGAUGCAAAUCAGACACGCCUGCACCAUCUUCUUUUAGGGGCUGAGCUGAAUGGGGACCUGUUCUUCAGGCUGAAGAAUCUUCUCAGGAUGUAUGCAAAUGAGCAGGAGUGUCUCCCCAGUUGCCUGUAGCUAAUCAGGACGAUAAGGGAGGAAGAGGAUUGGAAUGAUACUUCUAUGAAACGGAAGUGGCCCAAAAGAUCUGAGCUAAUCAUGGAGAGGGCAGUAAGCCCCAUGGCAUUUCAGGGCCCCCAGUCAAGAGCCAUCAGCACUGCUGAUUGUGCUGUGAUAGAAGUAGAUGAUACCCUUAAUGACUUACAUGAGGAUGUGAUCCUGGUGGAGUCUCAGAACCUUCCACUUACAUCCAUAGGUGCCCCUCCCCUCAGGGUCAGGGCCAGACUUCAGGAUCAAAUACUGGUCAUUGAUUCCAUAAACAGUUCUCAAGCUCAAUCUCCUUCUACCAGUGGUGGUUCUGCAUGUAAGAAUGAUGGUCCUGGGGAUAUACGUAGAGCCAGGAAGAGAAUAUACUGUGGUGAGGAGGGCCACUCAAAGGAAACCAGUGACAGUAAGAGCAACAAGGGCCAGGUGUUCGAGAAUCUGAUCAUCACCCUGCAAGAGCUGACACAUACAGAGGAGGACACAUCAAAAGAGAUCCCAGGCAAACACAGUGACCUCUCUGAGCCACAGUAA
Budorcas taxicolor (takin) is the source of this 1194-nucleotide messenger RNA. It is a transcript of the gene ZCCHC18, whose product is annotated as zinc finger CCHC-type containing 18. Gene Ontology annotation, cellular component: nucleus. Lineage: Eukaryota; Metazoa; Chordata; Mammalia; Artiodactyla; Bovidae. The record is from RefSeq and is a predicted model, not a curated record.